AAUGUCAAUUGUCAAACUUAAGUCACCGGCACACGUAAGCGUUUAAUACCACAAAACUUAAAAUUCUAUUUAAUUUACACGUAAUACUAAUAAAUUAACCAGAUAAAUUACAAUACAAUUUAUCAAAGAGACUGACGUGGAUGGAAGAACUAAUAGAACCAUUAUAUUGUUGAUGGACACUGUUUCAAAAAUGCCAACUAAAGUUACUGAAAAACUUCUUUUACUAUUUUAAUAAUCGCUUAACUAUUACAAUUUAGAACAAAAUGGAUAUUACUCUUAUUCUAUCAUCUCUUGUUGUUUACGGCGGCGUGGCAGCUGCAAGUUUAUUUGUUGUUUUAGCAAUAACAAUUUAUUUGACAACGAAACCAUUCCCAAUAAUAGAGAGGGUCCAAGAAGAAGAAACCUACAAUGACACAAUAACAAAGACAAGAAGUCAAUUUCCUAAAAUUGAUGAUCCCCACAGUGUGAAUUUAAGUGUAGUGGUACCUGCGUACAAUGAAGAAGAAAGAUUACCACCUAUGCUGGAUGAGGCUUUAGAAUUUUUGGAGAAAAGAACCAAAGAGUACUCGUCAUAUAAGUAUGAGAUAAUUAUAGUGAGUGAUGGGAGUAAAGAUAAUACUGUGAAAUUAGCAGAGAAGUAUGUACAGAAAUAUGGCAGUGAUAAGUUGAGAUGUCUGAACUUAAUAAAGAAUAGAGGGAAGGGUGGUGCUGUUAGACUGGGUAUCUUAAGCUCUAGAGGGGCCACCAUACUGUUUGCUGAUGCGGACGGCGCGUCAAAGUUUGAGGACCUAGUGAAGUUAGAAGCCGCUCUCAAAGAAAUGACUAAAUACAAUCCCAUUAACCAACCGCACGAAACUAGUACCAGCGAGGCAAUAGUUAUAGGGUCUAGAGCGCAUUUAGAAAAGGAGUCGCUAGCUACGAGAAGUUUAUUCAGAAACAUAUUGAUGUAUGGUUUCCAUUUUCUCGUGUGGCUUUUCACUGUGAAGGGCAUUAAGGACACACAAUGCGGGUUCAAACUGUUCACGAGGAAGGCAGCUGACAUUUGCUUCCAAAGUCUGCAUGUCAACCGAUGGGCAUUUGAUGUGGAACUGCUGUACAUAGCACAAAAACUAAACAUUCCAAUUUCCGAAAUUCCCAUAAGAUGGACUGAAAUCGAGGGUUCCAAAGUGACGCCAAUAAUAUCCUGGAUUCAAAUGGGAUGCGACCUGGGCCUUAUUUGGUUAAGAUACCAGAUUGGUGCUUGGAAAAUUAAAUAUAAGAGAACAUAAUAUUCGUUUUAAGUUCAAAUUUAUAAUCAUAUUAUACAUAUAAUAUACUAUUAUUGAAUAACUA
Molecule: messenger RNA, 1332 nt
Organism: Pararge aegeria (speckled wood butterfly)
Lineage: Eukaryota; Metazoa; Arthropoda; Insecta; Lepidoptera; Nymphalidae
Gene: wol
Product: dolichyl-phosphate beta-glucosyltransferase
Exons: 6
Coding region: 264-1268 (334 amino acids)
Cellular component (GO): endoplasmic reticulum membrane
Source: RefSeq, a predicted model, not a curated record